AUGGGUAAUCGGAUCACGGGUCGGGUCUCUGCAGUCGUUCUCUGGUUUCUUCUAGCGAUCUCAUCAGCGCACUCCUUCUAUCUUCCAGGCGUUGCACCUCGCGACUUUACAAGAGGGGAUGAACUUCAAGUCAAAGUGAACAAGCUUUCUUCUACUAAGACACAACUUCCAUAUGAUUUCUAUUACUUAAAAUACUGCAAGCCGAAAAAAAUCAGUAAUGUUGCUGAGAACUUGGGAGAAGUUCUGCGGGGUGACCGUAUUGAAAAUUCAGUUUAUACUUUUCACAUGAGAGAUGAACAAACCUGCACAGUGGCUUGUAAAGUUAAGCUUGACGCUCGAGCAGCAAAAGAUUUUAAAGAGAAAAUUGAUGAUGAGUACAGAGUCAAUAUGAUUUUGGAUAACCUUCCAGUAGCUAUGCUUAGGCAAAGGCGUGAUGGAAGCUCAACGACAACUUAUGAGCAUGGUUUUCGUGUUGGUUUCAAGGCGAAUUAUGCCGGGAGCAAGGAGGAGAAAUAUUAUAUCCACAACCACUUGAGCUUCAGAGUAAUGUAUCAUAGAGAUCAUGAGACUGAUUCUGCUCGAAUCGUGGGGUUUGAAGUUACUCCAAUCAGCAUUAACCACGAGUUCAAGGAAUGGGACGAGAAGAACCCAAAGGUAACAACAUGUAACCCAAACACCAAGAACAUAGUACAGGGCGGUGCAAUACCACAGGAAGUCGAUAAGGACAAGGAGGUCAUAUUUACAUAUGACGUUACUUACAAGGAAAGUGAAAUCAAGUGGGCCUCACGCUGGUACACUUACCUCUUAAUGAACGAUGAUCAAAUCCACUGGUUUUCUAUCAUCAACUCAUUGAUGAUCGUGCUCUUCCUCUCGGGCAUGGUGGCCAUGAUCAUGAUGAGAACCCUUUACAGAGACAUUGCAAACUACAACCAACUAGAUUCCCAGGAUGACGCCCAGGAGGAAACAGGCUGGAAGCUUUUGCAUGGAGACGUUUUCCGGGCCCCUGUAAAUUCAGGGCUUCUUUGUGUUUACGUGGGGACAGGUAUCCAGCUUUUUGGGAUGACGCUCGUGACAAUGAUCUUCGCCUUGUUGGGUUUUCUCUCUCCUUCCAACCGUGGUGGGCUCAUGACGGCUAUGGUCCUUUUGUGGGUCUUCAUGGGAUUAUUCGGUGGCUACACAUCUGCUCGUCUCUACAAAAUGUUCAAGGGCACGGAAUGGAAGAGAAAUACGUUAAAAACGGCUUUCAUGUUUCCUGGCAUCCUUUUCGGUGUGUUUUUCGUACUGAAUGCUCUUAUCUGGGGAGAAAAAUCGUCCGGGGCCGUGCCCUUUGGCACGAUGUUUGCUCUCGUGUGCUUGUGGUUCGGAAUAUCGGUACCCUUGGUGUUUGUUGGUAGUUAUUUGGGUUUUAAAAAGCCCGCGAUUGAGGAUCCCGUGAAAACCAACAAGAUCCCGAGGCAAAUACCUGAGCAGGCCUGGUACAUGAAGCCCGUGUUGUCUGUGCUCAUAGGGGGCGUUCUACCAUUCGGGGCCGUUUUUAUUGAAUUGUUCUUUAUAUUGACGUCCAUCUGGCUGAACCAGUUCUAUUACAUAUUUGGGUUUCUGUUCAUAGUGUUUGUGAUUUUGAUCAUCACUUGUGCCGAGAUCACUAUCGUCCUCUGCUACUUCCAGCUGUGCAGUGAGGACUACAAUUGGUGGUGGAGGGCCUACCUAACUGCUGGGUCCUCAGCUUUGUACCUUUUCCUCUACUCAAUUUUCUACUUUUUCACUAAGCUAGAUAUAACGAAGGCCAUUUCUGGUAUUUUAUACUUUGGGUAUAUGCUGAUUGCGUCUUACGCUUUCUUUGUGCUUACGGGGACGAUUGGCUUCUAUGCGUGCUUCUGGUUCGUCCGAAAGAUCUAUUCAUCCGUGAAGAUCGAUUGA
Messenger RNA from Striga hermonthica, 1920 nucleotides. Lineage: Eukaryota; Viridiplantae; Streptophyta; Magnoliopsida; Lamiales; Orobanchaceae. The record is from the annotation of a GenBank genome assembly.